This is a messenger RNA of Miniopterus natalensis, 4107 nucleotides long. The record is from RefSeq and is a predicted model, not a curated record. Lineage: Eukaryota; Metazoa; Chordata; Mammalia; Chiroptera; Miniopteridae.
AUGGAGGGGAUGGAGGAGGCGGAGGCCAAGCCUGCCUGCAGCGGCCCUCAAGAGCCCAAAAUAGGAAGCAGAACAGCCAGCUUCAUGGAGGUGACAGCUGUGGAGAGAAGUGGCACUGAGUCACAGCCCAAUAAUGGACACCUUCCAAGACCCUGGCCCUGUCCUCAGGAAGACAGAACACCCAGCCUGAUGGCCCCCCACCCUCCCAGGGCAUGGGGGUUACAGCCCCAAGGACCCUCCGUGUUAGAGUCCAAGGUCAGGGCCUUGAAGGAAAAUAUGACAGCAGGCAAACAGGGAGCAAGCCCCUGCCUCACUAUGCAUGAGUGGCCAUCCCCCAAGAAACCCAAAUACCGACGAGUCAAGGUGGGUGGAGCCAGGACUCUGUCAGCAGGGACUCCCUUGCCAGAUGCUGGUGUGGUCCUCCAUGCUCAGAACCUGAACGAAGGACAGCUGGACCACAGUGUCAAUAAGGAGGAGCCUGCCAGGAAUGGGAGCCCCAGACCUCCCAGACCUCCUGCCCCUGGGCUUGAGUGUUAUAAUGGGAGGAGCCCGUGGAUUCCAGAAACAGUAUGGAUACUGCCUGACCAUGAGAGGAGUCUGCUACCAGGGCCUGCCUCUUCACAAGAGAGCCCCAUCCACAGAGUCACUCCAGGCCGACCUAGGGGCCCUAGACCUUGUAACAAAAUCACCCACAUGCCCAGCCUGAGGAAAGGAAGGUCAUGCCCCCUUCAGGAUGAUCUAGUCACAGGGGGAGACCUGGACAGUUUGUCUCUGACCUCUGAGGAGGACUUUGUCCCCAGGCCAGCCCUGCUGGGAGGGCUUUGGAGAGCUGGAGACCUGGGGGCUCUGGGCACUGGGCACAGCCCAUUGCCCCUAUCUGAACAGGUGGAGAGGAACCGCCUUCUUCUGCAGGAGAUGCUAACUCUUGGGGGGCAAGCUCCCCCCAAGGUGGAAAUCCAAGCUUGGACUCCAUCCUGGGACAGAGCUGUACCAGAGCAACCAUCUAAGGACAUGGACUGGGACUUGGGUAUCUCCCCGCAGGACUCAGAGCAGAACAGGACCUUUGGCCCCAAGCCAGAACUGGUGCUGAGGAGCCCCAGACAUGAGGAAGCCAAGCACCUGCUGCAGCUGCAGAGUGCCCGCAUGAAGGCCAGGACCCGGCCCCUCCGUGCCAGCCAUGAUAUCAUGCCCACCAUUGACCAGGGUGGCCGGGACGGCGGAAGUAGCCCAGCGCUGGACCAGAGGGCGCCCUUUGCCUGCAGAGACACCCUCCAGAACGGGAGCACCAGUGACUCCUCCAGCGGGGAGUCCGGCAGCGGGCAGUGGCAGAAGCGGGGUCCCCCCCCUUCCCACGUCCGCUUUGAGGACGAGUCCGCUGGGGACGCCGAGUCCCGCUACCUGGAACGGCUGCAGCAGCGCCAGCGCCAGGGGCUGAGCCCCGCGCUGCAGACAGCAGCCCAGGGCCCGCUGCGCUCCAAGCCCGAGCUGGCCGACUACGUCCCCAGGGGCGGCGGCGGCGGCAAGGAGGGACGCCCUGCCCCGGGGAAGGCAGCGCCCGACCCCCAGGUCCUCCAGGAGCACGCGGCUGCCCGUGGGCUGGGGAGGGGGUUGGCAGAGCCCCGUAGCUCUCGGGGCUUGAGCGCCCCCUUCAGGCUCCUCCCUGCAGAGCAAGGGCUCCCCGCAGAGCCGACCCGGGAGACUCCUAUCGGAGGCUGUGUAUGCCCCGAGGAGGUGGACCCCGCCCUGGACACCGCGGACACCUCAGACAGCUGCAGACCCGCCAGCGAGGAGGCUGGGACCUGUCAGCCCAGCGCGGCCCGCGGCAGCAGCCCCCGACUGCACUGCUCCAGGCCGCGUGGAGGCCACAGGUGGUUCCUGAAGGCUGAAAGGGAGCCCCCUGGGAGCCCUCCGGCUCCGCACUGCCUGCCCGGGGUGGAUCUCCUGGAAGUUUCAGAUGAAGUGAAAGAAGGCAGAGGACACGUGCCUGAGGGGACUCUGUUCCCCAGAGAAGACCCUCUCUCCAAGCCUCCUGUGCAGGAAUCUGAGAGGGCCUCCUCUGGGUCCCAGGGGGAGCUGCAACCAGGACUGAGAAAUCACUGGGCUCCCUCUGUGGAUUCCUGGGCUCUGUGCGGGACAGCCUGUGCCACAGCCUCGCUCAUGAAGCUGGCAUCCUCCGGGCCAGGCAGACAAGACCAGGUUAUAGAAAGCCACAAGUCUCUGGAAACUGUACCCCUGCAACAGAGCCAUACAGAGCCCUCGACCCCACACCAGGCCCAGCAACCAACCCCUUUCCUUUCCCCUGAAGGCUGGAUGCCAACUCCUCCUCCUUCCAGGAAAACCACUUCACCUGGGUCUCACAGGAAGGCACCUCACAGGCCAGGUGACCAGGGAGAGACUGUGGACACCCCCCUGCCUCCCUCAGGAAGUAUGGUUCCCAGGACCUGUGAGCUCAGCCCCCCACAGACCCAGCCCUGCAGCCUCCAAGUCAGGCACCCACUGCUCGGCCUCUCCACCAACAACUGCAACAACAGCGUGCCUGGGGGGCUGCAGGAGUCCUGGGGAGGCGCCAUGCUCGAGGGCAGGGUAGAGAAGGGUGCCAGCCACCAGGAGCCUGAGGCACCCCUGGAGAACUGCAGAGAUGGUGUUGGCACCAUCAGCUCCAUGGGUGUCACUUUCUCCCUGGCCUUAGAAGAGCCAGAGUCCAGCCAGGAACCAGAGGGAGACCUGCAGAGGACGGAGUUGAGUUCUGAAGGGCUUGUGUCAUCCCGAGCACUACUGGGGGUCAGUGCAAGACCUGUCCCACCCUCAGCUGCCCCUUCUGACAGGAACAAGAAAACCAGCAGCAGCAUCGCCACCCUGGGGCUGAAAAAGUUCUUCUUGGCCCUGAGCCAGGGCACACGACCCAAGUUGGGCAAAUCCCGCAGCUACAGUGUGGAGCAGCUGCAGCCCCCUGCGCCUGGCUUGGCUUCACACACCAGCACCCCCAAAGUGAAGAGAGCCCCAUCGUUACAAUCCCUGCAUCUGGUGUCACCCUCUCACCAACAUCGGAAAGCUGCCUCCUUUCAGAACCUCCAUUCUUUGCUGAGUGGCAAGGUGGACCGGUCCAGUCUGUACCUGGUAGGGGAACCAGGGGACCACAGUGAAUCUGGCAGGUUAAGCAAGCCCCCACCCCGUCGUGCACUCAGCGUGGAGGAUGUGGGUGCCCCCAGCCUGGCUCGCACAGUGGGCUGCGUGGUGGAGGUAUUCCCAGAUGGCACAAGCCAGCUGCAGCUACAACGCUCCCCAGAGGGCACUUUUGGCUUCUGUGUGGCCUCUGGGAAUGGGCGCCGGGACUCAGGUAUGCUCCCUCUGUUUUCUGGGCUCCAAAGCCCUGGGACCUUAGCAAACCACACUGGUGCUUUUUGGCUGUGGUCAGAGGCUUUUUCUGGUUUUUGGCUGAGCUGUGGAGCUCCAUGCUCAGAGAACCUCUUAUGGAAAGAGCAAGGAUGGGAGUUCUCCCCACAGGGGCUCUUUCUGAAGAGACAAGGUAUGGGGCUGCUGGACAGGGUAGCUAUUGACAGGCUUGACCCCACUGUCCCUCUGCUGUCUGAUGACAUUCUUGAAAUCAGAGUCUUGAAGGCCAACUUCAUUGGAGAGCCAGAGGGAGACUGUUUGUGCAUGUCAGUUCUCAGAGGCAAUCCCUUUGAUGUGGUCGAUGUGUUUAAACGGUUCCCUCCUCCAGCUGCUGAGUGUGUCUGGGCACGUGGAGUGUGCCUGCCUGUCUGUGCAUCCAGGUCCCUCCCUCAGUGCUGGCUCAUGAAAGUUAUGUUCACAGGCAUCCUGAGUCCAAGACCCUGGGAGAGUCUGAAGGAGUCUUCAGUGAUGUACAGAAAAAAGUGGCUCUUUUCCUCACUUUCCUCUUCAGAAAGAGAAUGCUUCUACGUGCAGGAGAUGGCUGACGCGAGCACGGCCAAGCUGUACUCAGGGCUGCUGGGGGUGGGGGAUGAGAUCCUUGAGGUAAAUGGGGCCAAGGUUGCAGGGCUGGGAUUGGCUCACAUUAAGGAGCUCCUGACCCAUGCAGAGAGCUUGUCACUCCGUGUGCUGAGGCAGAGGCCUAUCCCACGGUGA